This is a messenger RNA of Plectropomus leopardus (leopard coralgrouper), 1182 nucleotides long. RefSeq lists its product as uncharacterized. The record is from RefSeq and is a predicted model, not a curated record. NCBI's taxonomy places the organism in Eukaryota, Metazoa, Chordata, Actinopteri, Perciformes, Serranidae.
GAAAGUGCAACAGAAAACAGGCCUGGGAUACGAGUCUUAAAUCAGGGGAAUCACACAGAGCAUGGAUCUCCUUGACAAACUGGAAAUCUACAUCCCAGUAGAUGCUGAGGUGAAAAGCAUUCCUCUGGGGAGCUUACCAAAGUCAGUCCUGAGACGAAUGGGCCUCCUCCUGUCUGACGCAGACGGUUCCAGGAAGCUCAAAGACUCUCCAGAGGGCAUAUGGAUUUGUCCAGCAGUCAUACGGACCAAAGGCCAGAAAGUGGCCCCCCACACAGGACACAGUGGGAUAGAAAACAUGUCCUUACUGCUGGGCAGAGAGGUUCGAGCUGCGCCAGGUCCCUUCCAAAUGUCCUUUAUCUCCGCCAAUCGCACAGCGUACAAGGUGCUGAAAGACACCAUGCCUGGAAAAAAUGUCUCUGCACAGACAUCUCACAGCUCCCUGUUACCUCAGGGCUCAGCACCGCAGACAUACAAAGAUGCUGUCGUCAUCUACCAAGGACGCGUUUACCUGUCCGCCAGAAAGCCCAGUCACGGCUGCAGUCAACAAAAGAAACGUCAACCACGGCCAGCCUCCCACUCCUCCAUUCCCUCAGCGUCUGACGUGUCCUCUAACAGCCAAAAGAAGGAGCUGCUGAAUGACAACAAGGCCAAGCAGAAACGCAUCGCAUGGAAAGUAAUCAGUAAAAACGAGACAGAUGCUUUGCACAAGGUGAGUGAUGUUUCCUCAUCCACAGCGUCACAUCAUGUUGCUCAGUCCUCUGCCAGCAUGCACAGCCAUCAUCAGAAGGAUGCUGACAGAGAGCCGGCUGCAGAGGAAGCAGUGGGCACAGAGCCAGGGUGGUUUCAGCCUCUGGAGGAGAGGGAGGAGGCAUCCAGCAACGGUAGUGAACAUCAGAUACAGGACCAGAGCCAUGAAGAAGCUGACGAUCUACAAACUGGCAGUGUUGAACCUGACAGCAUCGUUGGUAUUGAAGAGCAAAGAAGCAGCCAGACCUUGAGCAGCAGAGAGUGUCAGGGUGCAGCUCGCGCCCUCACGUCGCUACCAGAGGAGUUAGACUUUGAGAUGCUGGAGCAACAGGAGAAGAUUGCUCAAAUGAGGGCUAAACUGGCCAAAAUGGCCAAAAACAAACAAAAAAGAGAGUGACAUGAUAAUGAGAAAAAACACAAAAAGAAAAAUGCUAA